GUUUCAAAUUCGCAUGUGUUGCUGGUUCAUUCUCCCGGGUCUGUGAGCUGAAACUAAUUAGAAACACAGUUUAAAGUAGCUUCAAAGAAAUAAUAUUAUCCGAAUACAGUGGACCGGCUACCAAGGCAAUGGAGGUAAAUGCCAGCAAGCUACGAUUUUGUGCACAGCGACUUUUACAGUUGACUGCCAGCGAGCCCCAAGACAAUGUGUUUGUUCAAAAUGUACAAAAGUUCAUCAGGAAGCAGAAAUAUGUGCCACAAGACGUGGAGCGUCUGUUCGGCAGUCUCAGCGAGCAACUUGCGUGUCCCGCCUACACCGUGCCCCUGGCUGUGAGCUUUGAGGAGCAGCUGCUGCUGUUGCUAAGCAUGGCCCUGCGGUGGGACUCUGCUGGCCAUGAUCUCCAUCAAUAUCAGAGGGAGUGCAUUGCGCUGUCAAAGCUUAUGGACUUAUCAGUGGAUGCCCAAAGGUUUGCAAAGAGUUACUUUCGCAACAAGCCAGCUCCAUUCGAGAAGAUCCAAAGUAAUGCCAGUGUACCCAGCAAAAGGGCAAAGAACGCAAAGAGCGGUCAAAAGUUGGAUGAGCUGCCACUCCUAAGAUGUUGCUACCAGUUGCUGCGAAGUGAUACGUCCUACUUCCGGGAGUUGUGGGACUGGUCCGGCUUCAUUGCCACCUACUCGCACCUCAAGACCCCAUGCCCGAUGACACAACUCUACUGCAACCACAUCAUGGCGAUGCUCACCAACAUGAGCCCCACACAGCUGAAUGCAGAAAAUGCCAAAAUAUCCACAGACGCACAGCUGCGAUUCGAACGCGAGAAGGAACAGACAUGGGCCAUAGCCAGGCAAUCCGAAAGCUGCUGCUAUUCACCCGAUGAUGAUGAUACGCCCGAGCAGAUACUCAGCCUGAGCCCCAACCAGAAUGUGACCAACAUUGAGGGCGUGCUCUUGCCGACAUUUAACGCGAAGAACCAGGAAUUCUAUGCCAGCACUGAUGGCUGCUACGAUCGCAUUGUAAAGGUGGACUCGACGAUUGUAAAUCUGCGGAGCAUUGCCCUCGGGGUGGCAGCAGCCAAGCCCAUUUGCCUGUCCGGUCCUGUGGGCUGUGGCAAGACAACGCUUAUUGAGUAUCUGGCCCGCAAGACUGGACGCAUUUGCCCCAAGCCAAAGGAGAUUGAAACGCGCGAAAAGGCGCUGCGCAAGGCCGAAGAAGACGACAAAUUGCUGACACCGAAAAAGGGGAAAAAGGGGAAAGAAAAGAAGCGAAAACUGGUGGAGGAGGAUCUUCCCAUUGACCAGGCAUUGCUGGAUCUGGGUGAAAUGGCGCAAAAACAUGGCUUUCUGCGGAUACAACUGGGCGACCAGACCGACAGCAAAAUGCUAUUGGGUCAAUAUCGGUGCACAGAUGUGCCUGGCGAAUUUGUUUGGCUUCCUGGUGUCCUCACGCAGGCGGUCAUGCAUGGCUACUGGCUGCUGCUGGAGGAUCUGGAUGCUGCCACCCAAGACACCUACACCAUUCUCAGCAGUCUGCUGGAGAGGCAAUGCCUGAGUGUGCCCGGCUUUCGGGACUCUGUGAAGAUUGAGCCGGGCUUUCAGUUGUUUGUGACAGUGCGAACAAACAAAUCGGCCAGCAAUUCGGGCCAGAGAUCACUCUACUCGCUGCUGGAUAAAUAUCUGUAUACGAUCAACGUUCUGCCGCUCUCCCGCAACGAGCUGUGCAAGGUGGUCAGCACCAACUAUCCCAAGCUGGCUACUGUCGCCAAUCGAGUGGUGGACGUGUUCCUUACCUUCUCCAGUGGCAAUCACAUGGCCGCCGAUAAUCUGCGUCAGCAGGAAUCAAACGACAAGGCGGACAACACGGAAAAGUAUGUGGCGCUGCCCUUUGAGCAGGUCACACUCUCCUCCAGUCCCAACUCGGGACGUCUGGUCUCGACACGAGAUCUGGUGAAGCUGUGCCAGCGCUCGAAUGCCCAGUUCUCGGUGACCAGCGCCGAGUGUGCCUACUUUGUGUUCCAGAAUGCCGUCGAUGUGUUUUGCUCCUAUCUGCCGCAGAGCAGGGAGAAGAUCACCCUGAUCACGAGCAUCGGGGCCAAGCUGGGCAUCAUUCGCUCCAGAUGCGAGCAUUUUGCCAAUGAAUACAAACCGGAUGUGGAUUUUGGACUGGAGAUUAUCAAAAUUGGACGUGCCAGCCUGCUGGCCAAGUCCGAGCUGCUGUCCAACAAUGAAAAUGAGGACCAGAUUUCAGAGCAAGACCUGAAGCGACAGAAACUCACCCAACAGACAAGGAGGGCCAUCGGCCAGAGCAGCGUCAAGCGUGCAACCUUCUCGUUUACACGUCUCGCCAGCUGCAUCUUGGAACGGAUCGCCGUCUGUGUGAGCCACUCGGAGCCCGUGCUGCUGGUGGGGGAGACGGGCGUCGGCAAGACCUCAUCCGUGCAGUAUCUGGCCGAGCGCACCGAACACAAGCUGGUCGUGGUGAACAUGAACAACCAGUCGGAUGUCUCGGAUCUGGUGGGCGGCUUCAAGCCCGUCGAACUCAACUAUGUACUGUUGCCGCUGCGCUGCGAGUUUGAGCAUUUGCUCUGCGAGACCUUCAAUGCCGAAAAGAACAUGCAGUUCCUGCGGAUCUUUGCCACACACUACAACGGUGGCAGGCACAGCGUCAUCAUACGCACCAUGAUCAGCCUGUGCCAGCAGGUGUUCAAGAAUCCGGACCUUAAGAGCCACCAGAUGGUGCCGCGUUGGCGCACGCUGUCCGAGAAACUGCAGAAGCUGCAGACGCAGCUGGACAAGAGCAUAAACAUUUCGUUUGCCUUCAUACCCGGCUCCCUGGUAAACUGCAUCAGCAAUGGAGAGUGGGUGCUGCUGGAUGAAAUCAAUUUGGCAUCGGCCGAGACCUUGGAGUGCCUGUCGACCAUCCUCGAGCCGGAGGGUUCGGUGGUGCUGCUGGAACGGGGCGAUUUCACGCCCGUUAAGCGGCAUCCGGACUUCCGCAUCUUCGCCUGCAUGAACCCCAACACGGACAUUGGCAAGAAGGAUCUGCCCGUGGGCAUACGCAAUCGCUUCACCGAAUUCUUCGUGGACGAACUGACGACGGACGCGGACCUUAGUCUGCUCGUGAGCGACUACCUGGCCAACACGGGCAUCCAGCGGAAGUCUGUGCACAGCAUUGUCCAGCUCUACAAGUCGCUGCGUCGCCUCUCGGAGCUCCAGCUGAACGACGGGCUGGGCAAUCGUCCCGUUUACUCGCUGCGCACCCUGUGCCGCAGUCUGCGCAUCUGUGCCCGGAAUCUGUGCGGCUCCAUCGAGCGGAAUCUGUACGAGAGCUUCUGCCUGAGUUUUCUCACCCAGCUGGAUCCCGAGUCGCAUCAUGUGGUGCUGCUGCUAAUCCGCAAUGCCCUGCUGAGCAACGUCAAGGCUGUGCUUAGCAAGCAGCUGCCCCGAUUGGGGGAGAAUUAUCUACAAUUCGAGGGCUACUGGAUACAGCUGGGCGGCCUGGAGCAGCAGUCCUGCUCCCACUACAUCCUCACGGAGAGCGUGCAGAAGAAUCUGCAGGAUCUAGCGCGCAUCAUAUCGAUUGGCAAGCUGCCCAUCCUGCUGCAGGGACCCACCAGUGCCGGCAAGACCAGUCUGAUCGACUACGUGGCCCGUCGCAGUGGCAAUCGCUGUCUGCGCAUCAACAAUCACGAGCACACCGACCUCCAGGAGUACAUUGGCACCUAUGCGGCCGAUCUGGAGGGCAAGCUCACCUUCCAAGAGGGUGUCCUGGUGCAGGCCAUGCGGCAGGGCUUCUGGAUCAUCUUGGACGAACUGAAUCUGGCCUCCACCGACAUUCUGGAGGCGCUCAAUCGCGUGCUGGACGACAAUCGAGAGCUGUACAUUGCCGAGACGCAGACGCUGGUGAAGGCGCAUCCCAAUUUUAUGCUCUUUGCCACACAGAAUCCGCCCGGUCUGUAUGGCGGCCGCAAGACCCUUUCGCGUGCCUUCAAGAAUCGCUUCAUUGAGCUGCACUUUGCGGAUAUUCCGCGCGUGGAACUGGAAACCAUACUCGAGAAGCGCUGCCUCAUCCCACCCUCGUACGCCCGCAAGAUGGUCCAGUGCAUGACGCAGCUGCAGCAGCACCGCAAGAACACCGCCAAGCAGGUGUUCACCCUGCGCGAUCUCUUCCGCUGGGGCAACCGGUACACGCACGCGGACAAGUCGCUGCACGACGAUCCGCGCUACGACUGGAAUCAGCAUCUCGUCGAGGAGGGCUACCUGGUGCUGUCCGCCAAGGUGCGCACCCCCGACGAGCACCAGUUGAUCGAGCGGACGCUGCACUCGAACUUCAAGAAGAUCAUCGACCACCAGCUGCUCUUCGACAUCCAAACGGAGCGCGAGAGCUCCUCCCCGGUGAGCAGGCACAUCCUGCAGGCCAUACGCAACUUUAAGCUACGCGGAGACAUUGUGUGGACGAGGAACAUGACCCGCAUGGCCGUGCUGACGGCCAAGGCCCUGGAGUUCGAUGAGCCUGUGCUGCUGGUGGGUCCCACUGGCUGUGGCAAGACCACUGUCUGCCAGCUGCUGGCCAGCAUAGCCGAUGUCCAGCUGCGGAUACUCAACUGCCACAUGCACACGGAGGGAGCGGACUUUCUGGGCGGCCUAAGGCCCUGCCGCGGCCCGGACAGCACGCAGCUCUUCGAGUGGGCCGACGGACCGCUCAUCUAUGCGAUGCAGGAGGGCUCCUACUUCAUGGCCGACGAGAUAUCGCUGGCCGAGGACUCUGUGCUGGAGCGUCUCAACUGCAUACUCGAGACGGAGCGCACUGUGCUGCUGGCGGAGAAGGGGGGCGUCAAUCCCGACUCGGAUACGGACUUUGUGGUGCAGGCCAAGGCGGGCUUCCAAUUCCUGGCCACCAUGAAUCCCGGCGGAGACUUUGGCAAGAAGGAACUCUCGCCCGCGCUGCGCAAUCGCUUCACCGAGAUCUGGUGCCUGCCCUCCGACAACAAGGCGGACCUCAUCGAGAUCGCCCACAACUGCAUGGUCCGACAGGACGACGCGUCCAGCCGCAAAGUGGCCGAGUACCUGGUGGAGAUAGUUCUCCACAUGCGCCAAUCCAACGACAAGUUCAGGUUCUCUGUGCGCGACAUUCUCGCGUGGGCCAAUUACAUUGCCAGCAAUCGGCAUCUGAGCUUCGCCGAGCAGGCCAUCUUUGGGCUGGAGACCAUCUUCCUGGACGCCCUGGAAAUGCUACUCCACGAGCCGCAGGCCCAGGUGGAGCAGCUGAAGCGGACGAUCAUUGAGGAGGCCAUCAAGCAGGCUGCCCUGAUCCUAGGCGAGCACUUCACCCUCGCGGAUGUGACCCAAAAGCGGGGCGAUAGAGUGGAGAUGGAUGCGGCCAGCUUUGGCCUGCGACCCUUCUACAUUGCUGUGAACCAGGAGCGGCGCUUGUCGCCCGCCAAGGAGGAUGCUCCCUUCUUCUUUGAUGCCCCCACCACCAAGCAGAAUCUAUUCCGUCUGCUGUCGGCGCUCUCGUUGCAGAAGCCGGUGCUGCUGGAGGGACCGCCGGGCGUUGGCAAGACAUCCAUUGUGGAGAGCAUCGCGGCGGCCAUUGGCUACCAGAUUGUGCGCAUCAAUCUGUGCGAGCACACGGAUCUGGCCGAUCUCUUUGGCACCGAUCUGCCAGCCGAGGACAAUUUGCUCGAGUCCAACAGGCAGGAUGCAUCGAAGGCGGACAUUGGCAGCUUUGUGUGGCGCGAUGGACCCCUCUUGGCCGCCCUGAAGGCUCAGAAUACCUGGAUACUGCUCGAUGAACUCAAUCUGGCGCCCCAAUCUGUGCUCGAAGGACUCAAUGCCGUUUUGGAUCACCGCGGGGAGGUGUACAUACCCGAGCUGAACAAGAGCUUCCAUCUGGCUGGCAGCACGCGCAUCUUUGCCUGUCAGAAUCCGCUCAAGCAGGGCGGCGGACGCAAGGGCUUGCCCCAAUCCUUCCUCAAUCGCUUCACCAAGGUCUACCUGCGCAAGCUGACCACCGAGGAUCUGCUGCAUGUGGUGCAGGUCAAGUACGGCGGCUACUUUGAGCAGCUGGGCAGCCAUUUCAUCUCGCUAUUGGACCAGCAACCAGAGACUGAGAUUCCUGUCCAGGGCAACCUCUUUGACCUGUACAAUGGCAAGGCAACCACCGAGGAGGAAUCCACAAGAACCUUUGAUUUGGCAGCUCGUCUGGUGCGCUUUUCGGAGCAGCUGGACGGCGGCGUGGCCACCAUGGAGUUUGGCUACAGGGGCGGACCCUACGAGUUCAAUUUGCGCGACAUUCUGCGCUGGUGCGACCUGCUCCACAAUCCGCAAACGGGCUACAUCAUCAAGGCGACGCCUCAAACCUCCUUUCGGUCCGCCUUUCGUGAAUUUCUGCUCACACUGUACGAACGCAUGCAGCUGGUCUACUACCAGCGGAUGCGCUGCGACCAGGACAAGAUCUACAUACGGAAUGCCUUCGCGCAUGUCUUCCACUGCGAUGCGGAUCAGCUGAAUGCCGUGGCCGAGGAUGUGGCGCUCUACUGGACGGCAGACAGGGUGUAUCUCAAUGAUGUGGUGCUGCAGCGGGAGCAGGUCGACAGCCUGGACAUGGCUAUGGCUACGCAGCAGGAGCACAACGCUCCCCUGCUACUCCAGAGUCAGCGGCAGUUGCUCAAGCAAAUUGUCGAGACGGUGCACAUGGAGAAGCCGCUGCUGCUCUGCGGCGCCACGGACAGUGGCAAGACCAAGCUGAUUGACGCCCUGUGUGUGCUCUCGAAUCGGGUGUGCAAUACGGACAUCAUUGACGACUCUGUGACGGGCAGUUUCCAGCAGAUUGAUCUGAAUCGACAUCUGGAAGCCAUUUACAAGCGAGUGGAGACUCUGGUCUUUGCCUCUGUGCAGAGGGCAUUCGUGCAGCGCCUACAGACAGACUUUGUGCAGCAAUUGUGGAGCUGCUGGAGCAAGUACAACAUGCUGGGCAAAGUGACAGAAGAAUCCCAGCAGCAGCACAGCAGCGUGGCCGAUGAACUGCUGUUCUUUGGCAAGCGUCUGCAUGCGCUCGGUCAGAUCAUUCAGAAGCUGGAGGUAACGCCCGAGAGCUGCCAAGCGGAGGCAUUCCAGCAGCUGGGUGAGAUCGGAACGCAGUUCAUGGUGCUCCAGGGAUACAUCAAGAGUGCGGAAUCGCUCAACACGGGCGGCUCCUUCGAGUGGGUGGACUCGCGCAUUGUGACGGCGUUGAAGUGCGGCCAAUUCAUGUUGCUGGAGCACGUGAAUCUCUGCUCCUCGGCUGUCUUGGAUCGUCUGAAUCCGGUCUUUGAGCCAAACGGAAAUCUACUGAUUGCCGAGAAGGGCAUCAGUGGCCAGGACAGCGCUGAGGUGGUCCAUAAAUCGCCAAACUUCCGAGCCUUUCUCACCAUCGAUCCCAAGAACGGGGAACUGUCGAGGGCCAUGCGCAACCGAUGCGUGGAGCUGUCAUUGUCCCGUGACGAGUACACCAUGGACGACAUGCGUGCCUUUGUCCACGGCCAGGGCGUGCACCAAACAGAGGCCAUUGACUGCAUCCUGGACAUACAUCGCGCCAUAAGCCAGCUGACCGAGUUCAACGGCUACUCCAUCUCGCAUCUGACACAGUUGGCGUUCCUGAGCGCCGCCUAUCGACGCAUCGGCUACCACCUGAAGCGGGCCAUCUAUGUGGCCGCCAUGGAGGUGUAUGUGUACUCGGCCAACACGGAUCUAAUGGGCUACGGGCUGUCCUACUACCAGAACAAGCUGCGCGAAGUGGUGCUCGCCCGCACGGAGCUCUACAAGGGAGAGGCGGCGAGCAUCGGUGAGGGUGCGGCGGAGGAGGAUCUGCUCAGCGAUGCCAUCAUCAGCACGGGGAAUCUCGAUGCUCUCAAGCUAAUCAAACUCCAGGCGGUGGCUCUUCGAGUGCUGCUGCGUGCCGCAGUCUCCCAAGAGGUGGCUGAGGUGCCGCAGCAGCAGCUCGCGUCGAUCUUCCAUCGAAUGGAGGCCCUGGACUUGAGUGGACUCAAUCUGCAGGAGCUGUGCCGCCACUUUAUCUACAUGCUGUACGAGUCGUCUGCCUUUGGCGAUCUCCAGAUGCGACAUCUUUACCUGCAGCCGUGGCUCACAGAGCAGCCAACGGAGGUCCAAGAGUUGGCCGAGAAACUAUGCAACUGUUUGGCCGAACAUGCCAGCGCCGCCGGAGGGCAUUCGCUGCUGCUGCUGAAUCUGCCAUGGAACCGGAAGCUCUUUCCCCGUCUGCGCGACUAUGCAGCGGCCGUAGAACAGGCGUCGCCUGCUGAUACCCUAACGAUCAGUGCCUCGCUUCUGGCUCGACUGCUGCUCCGAGAUGUGCCCAGCCUCAGCCAGGGAAACGCUGCCCCCAGGGUGCAGCUGAUGGACGCCCUGCAGUACUCGCAGGCUUUGCAGGAGGAGAAGGUUACAGAGAAAUACGCGAAUGACUUUCUGGCAAACCUUGGCCGCUUCCUGGAAGCUCUGCAUCGCGGAUUGUUGCAAGACUUGGCGGCAGCUCGCUUGGACCUGCCACAGUAUGCACAGCUCGUGACGCGGUUCCACUGGUUCAAUCGCCUGCUGGCCACAAGCCAGCAGAAGCUUCUCUACAACAACGAGAUAUUUGUGCCGCUGAUGCACAAGCUGGUGCUGCACUUUCAGUGGCUGCAAAAGCAUCUGCUGGCACCCGUGUGGCAGGACUUGAGCGGACAGCCAGUACUGGCGGAGAGUGUGCAGAAGCUCAGCCAUUAUGUGGCAGAGACGAGGCGUCCCCUGAAUAUAUCCUGCAAGAUAUACGGCAAGCAGUUUACCCAGUUCCAGCCCCACUAUCUGGUUGAUCAGAUCAAAUUGCAUUUGGACCUGGAACAACUGGAGCGCGACCUGAGCGUGGUGCCACGGUACGGCAGCUUGGAGGAGACUGUCUGGCUGAGAAGAUGGCUGGCCCUGCAGUCGGAUGAGGCGCACAAGUGGCGCUCGUUCCAGCGCACGCACACGCAGGGCUUUGCCGUAAAGACAUUCGAGCUAAACGGUUCCCUGGCGGAUGCGCUACAAACAUCGCUGCAGAGACUCCAAACGACGCUCAAGGAGGUUCCAGAAAUCACAUUAGAGCAUAGACUCUCCAUCGACAUGGACCUUGAAGGCCUCAGGACUCUGUUGAGUGCGCAAGAGCAGGAUGGGGAGGAAAAGGCGCAGCAGCAGAGCCAAGUAGACAUCGCUUCGCCGCAGCUUUUGAUGGCUGCCCUAAGGGAGUUCUUCAUGGAGCGCCUGUUGACGGGCACGCUGCAUGAGGACUCUGAGGACCAAGUGAAUCCCAUGUACACGGACCAGCUGCUCACGCUGAACAGCCAUCUGUGGCAGUGCCUCAACAGCAUGGACAGCGCCACACACGUACAGAUUCGCAGUGUCUGGCGGGAGCUGUGGCAGGAGUUGGAUCAGCUGAAGGAUGCCCAGGACUUUGGCCCGCUGCUAGAGAAGAUGGGUGCCAGCUACAAGGGACUGCGCACCUAUCAACGACAAUACCGCAACGCCCUGCAAUGCUACCAGUUGGGUAAUCUGUCCACGCGCCUCGACUGCGUGUUAGGACCUUCCUCCUUCGAGGAGGAGAAGGAUCUGUCCAGCCGCUACAGCUACCAGGGCCCCGCCCUGACCAGUGUCCUGCUGUCGCUCAUCUGCCAGAAGAACGGCCAGCUGCGUUCGGUGCCCAUCAGCCAGCUGCAAACGUGGCGCGCCUCGCUGCAACAGACACGCCAGCUGAUCUGGCAGAACGCCACACUGCUGGCUCCUGGCUACAGUGCGCGGGCCAACAACUGGCGGCAGGCGCGGGAGAGUGGCAGCCUGCUGCUGCAGGAGCUGGAGUACGUGACGCACCUGAGUCGCGGGGCACAGAAAUCGGACGCGGGCUUUGAGAGUUGCAGUACCGAGCUCCGCGCAAUGCUCGGCCAACUGCAGAGGAGCGAUGAGGAUUCCCUGACGGCCGCCUUCGAUGUGGCCUUCACCAAUGCCCUUGUGGGAGCUCUGGAACUGUGCCUGCUCACCCACGCCCCGCUGAUCGAUCCCGUGGAGAAGAACCGUCUAAAGAACCAGUACAUAACCGAGGACAUUGACUGUCUGCGGAACCUGACCACCGCCUACGACUUUAUGGGCAUCGUCAUGGACUACCGCCACUUUGGGGAGGAGAUCCACACGGAGCUGGUCACUCGCCUGCAGGCGGCCCGUCAGCGACAGCAGCAGCUCUCCCAGAAGCUCGCCCUGCGACCCGAUCAGUGUGUGUACGCCGCUCUUGUGCAGGAUCUGACGCAUUUCCUGCACUCGAACGGAGACUGCCAGACGCUGUACAACCUGCUGCGCGUCGUUCGCACGGAUUGGAGUGCUUUUGCGGGUGCCCAGGUGGCCACCAGUGGCCAGCAGAAGAGCACCAGCGAGACGCUUGGCAAGCUGCAGCUGUGGCUGGAAAAUGCCCAGAGAUUCGUCCAUCACACGCUCUCCCGCUACACCGCCUACUACCAGGACUUUGUGGAGCCCAUCAAGUGCGCCGUCAAUCAGCUGAGGUUCGGCCUGGAGACGCUCAAAGUGAUCUUUGCACGGGUGCAGCAGGCGGGCAACGUGACCCAAGCGGAGCAGCUGCAGCAGACCAUCGGCGAGAUUGUGCAGUUCCCCUCCCAGCAGCCGCUACGCAUACGAAACAGCCACCUGUACGGACUGCUAUCGGAACUGCCGCACUCGGAGCACGAGUACUUCCGCCUGCUGAAGGCCAAGCUGAGCGAACUGCGCAACUACAUCGCCCUCGCGUCGAGCAUCGACGAGGCAAGCUUUGCGGCCUACGACGAUGCUCUGAGUAUCUGCAACCAGACCUGGCAGCAGGAGGAGCAGCGUCGCUGCCAGCUCAAGGCGGAGGCGGAGAGUCUGUACGUGACCAAGAGCCGGGGCGGCGUGGACAGUGACGAGCUGGUGGAGCUGCAGGAAAUCGAGCAGAACUUCCCCACCCAUCUGGAGGACGACUUUGCCGAGUUUCUGGCCCAGCCCACACUCGAGCAGGUGCUGAAGCUCGACAAGAAGGCCGACAGCAAGGCGAAAUUGUCGCAGAUUGUGGCCGAACAGGAUUACGCCUUCCUGGCGCGCAACUUUAUCGAGGUGAUGGCCCGCCACACACCCGUCUACUAUCGGGAGCAGUCCAAGGAGACGGCAGCAGCAGCAGCAGAACUGCAUUUCCUGUCGCCAUAUCUGGCCCGCUUCCAGGUCUUUGCCCAUCUGCAUGGCCACUACAAGGCCGCUCUGGGCGCUGCGCUCGACGAGAGCGCCUGCAAUGGCCUGGCCUUUGGGCUGGCCCUGCAACAGCGCCAGCUGCGUGACAUCGAUCUGCAGGAGGAGGCGGGAGGAGCACACAAGAGCCAGCCGUACGACUACUACAAGGACUCGAACAUAGCCGAGGUGCAGGGCUGCAUGGACGUGCUGGGACGCAUCGAACGGCGAGUGGUGGAGCAACUGGAGCUGUAUCCAGAGCACGCGGGACUGGCCGACAUCCGACUGGUGAUUGGACGCAUCCGCAAGCUGCCCGCCCACGCCUGUGUGGUGCGCUUCAACACGGGCUUCCAGCUGCUGCGCCAGAAGGUGGCGCUCUGGAACGAGGUGGCCCAUCGCAAGAACAAUCUCGUGCCCGAGGAGAUGGAGGUGGCCGAGUUUGUGCAGCGCUGGACCAAGCUGGAGUUGCAGCACUGGCGCCAGUGCCUCAACCAGACCGCCGAGCAGGUGGAGCUGCAGGCGCAUCGCUACUGGUUCUUCAUCUACAACCUACUGCAGCAGUUCAUCCAGCAGAAGAAACUGGACCACUCCUACACGGACAUCAAGUUUGCCGAGCAGCGCUUCGGGCAGGAUCAGCUGCUGGACGCGCAGGAUCUGGGCGAGGCCAGUCGCGUCGAGCUGCCCCAAAUGGUGCGCAUCCUGCGACAGUUUGUGGAGGCCUCCGCCUACGGUGACUUCCAUGUGCGCCUUCAGCUGCUGCACGGCUUCGAGAUGUAUCUGCACAACGUGGAGCGGGCGGGCAAGAUUGAGGGGCUGCCGCCACUGAUUGCCGCGCUGCACAAUCUCCAGCUGUACUUCGCGCAGUUUGCGGGCGAGGUGGCGGAGAACGUGAAGGCGCGCCGGGCGCCCAUCGAGAAGAAAUUGCGCGAAUUCGUGAAGAUUCAGAGCUACAGCAAGGACCUGAGCUACUUCAGCAUGCGCAACAAUGUGGCCGGCGUGCACCGGAACCUCAACAAGUUCCUGAAGGAGUACAAGCUGGCGCUGCAGGCGAAGAUCAGCGAGGUCUUUCAGCCCAAGGACGCCACCGCCAAGGACUACAGUUUCGGCAACGAAAAGGCCAAGAAUCAGCGGCACCUCAACAAGAUUAAGUCACUGCUCGCCGACCAGCCGGCCUGCUUCCUGGCCAGCCAGCAGCUGCGCGACAGCUUCGCCAUCCGCUCGGAGCAUGUGGCCGACAAUGCGCUGCUGCAGCGACUGGACAAGCACUUUGCCACCGCCCGUCAUGUGGUGGAGGAGACGCUGGCGCAUGUGCCCUACGGGGAGCUAAUCACGGAGCUGGACGAGCUGCUGUCCAGCCAGCUGGAACGCUGCGAGCAUCUGCGCGCCCUCAAUGUGGACCGUAGCAAGGAGCGGCCACAGCAGAAGUUGCAGGCCAAGCAGAUUCUUCAGCAGAAGCGCAAGGCGCUGACGGACCUCUUCAAGACCCUCCAUCGACUGGGCGUCAGCUACAAAACGGGCCUCAUGGAGCUCUCGCUGCGCACCGAAUUCGAGGACUUUGAACUGCCGCCCUACUGCAUCCGGGCCAUGCUGCCGCGCCUGCAUCCCGGCUGGCAGCAUCUGAACGAGAACCUGGACCUCUACUUCAUGAAGAGCGUGUUCAAGCUGAAGCUGCUGCAGAACAUCAUGCUGACGCCGCUCUCGGAGCUGGGGCCGCCCAAUAUCGAGCGCAUCAAGGGCUUUGCCGUGGACAUGUUCCUGCUGGUGCAGCAGCAGCGUCAACAGCUCUCCGAUGCCACACGGCAGCUGCACGAGCUGCGCAACGCUUUGGCCAAUCUCCGGCAGGUGGCCGAUGCCAGGGAGCGGGCGGAGACCGAUCUGAAGUCGCUGGACUUUGCCCGCAGCGCGGAUGUGGGCGCUGAGAUGAGGCAGAAGCUCUGUCAGAUCCACUAUGUGCUCAGGCAGUGGCAGAUGUUACUCAGCUGUGCGCCCCCAAGCCUCUCAUCGCCGGAGAUCAAUGAGCACCGGGCCCUGGAACGGGCAGUGCCUCUGCCGCAGUCGCAGCUCCUGGAGCUGUGUGGUCAGAUCCUGGCGAGCAGCCAGAAGCUGCUGCACGAGCUAAACGGCACCAGCCUCGAGUUUGUGUCCACACACAAGAUGGAGCACUACCAGAAGGGCUACCGCCAGAUCCUCGAGACAAUUGAGAAGAUUCUCGCGCUGCUUCGAACCGAAUCGAGUGCACACCUGCCUGUGGCUCAGCCACUGCUGGAGCUGCUGUCCAAUCUUCAAGCUGAGACACACGCUCAGCCCUCGUCGCAGGAGGAGCAGGGGGAGCCCAUCGAUGUGGCCAACGCGGACACGGAACUGGCCAACAUUGCCCACUGCGUUCUGCUGUCCCUGCAGAAGAUCUACAAGCAGCACGCCCAAGCACAGCAGAACGGCAAGGAGGAGGAGCAGCAAACUGAGGCGCUGCAGGAGCAGCACCUGAAGAAGUGUCUGACCGGCGGUCUGGCUACGGACUGGCAGCUCCUGAGCCUGCCCCGCGUCCUCGAGAAGCUCUCCAAUGUGCUGCUGGUGCUGAAGCACGCCCAUCCCAGUGCCGAGAAGCUGCUGUGCCUGCGUCGCGCCGUGGCACUGAUCCCCAUCCUGGAGCAGUAUCAGCUGCUGGCCGACUACCUGCUGCUGCAGCAGCUGGGCACGCACAAGGUCUCGGCCAAGCUGCUGUCCGUGAUGCUGACGAUAUUCGUGGAGAUCGGCAGCAAGGGAUUCUGCGUGCCCCCCGACCUGAUGCAGGACGAGGAGGGGCAGUCGAAGCAGGACUCGAAGAACGGCGAGGGCUUCGGCCUGGAGGAUGGCACGGGGGAGAACGAUGCCUCGGAUAAGAUUGAGUCCGAGGAUCAGCUGGACGAUGCCAAGCGGCCGGAGGAUCGCAAGGACGAGGGCGACAAGCAGGAGCCCGACUGCAAGGAGGAGAAGGGCAUCGACAUGAGCGACAACUUCGAUGCCAAGAUGCAGGACGUGGAGAAGCCCGAGAACGAGGAGGACGACAGUGGCGAGUCCGAGGACGAGGAGGAGCUCAACAAGGAGAUGGGCGAGACGGAGGAGGGCGCCGAGAAGCUGGACGAGCAGAUUUGGGGCGACGACGAGGAGAAGCCCGAGGAAGAGGAGCCGGAACUGAACGAGGAGGAUCAGGGCAAGGGCAGCAAGGACGAGAAGGACACGCACAACGAUCUGGACACGAAGAACGAAGCCGCCAAGGAGGAUGGCCGCGAUGAGAAAGAAAAGGACGCCCUGGAUGCCACCAACGAGCCUGGUGACACCGAGGACAAGCGCAAGGAGCAGGCCAAGGACAUUGAUGACAUGAAUGAUCCGGAAAUGGACGAGGAGCAAACGAAUGCCGUCCACAACGAACUGGAGGAGCCGCCAGAGCCCGAGGAAAUGGAUCUGGGCGACAUGAACGACGUCGACGAGGGCCACGACGAGACGGAGGAGCCCACAGACGAGAAUCCCUUCGACAUCGAUGCCAUGAAGGAGAACAUGCAGCCGGCCGAGGACGCCGACGGCGAUGCCGAGGAAGAGCCAACAGAGGCGGACGCCCAACCAGAGAGCGAUGACAGCGACGACUCCGAAGACGAAACGGAAGCGGGCAAGGAUGCUGCUGAAGCUGGCCAAAAUGGCCCAGAAGACGAGGGAGAAGACCCAACACCGGAAGACGAGAAGGAGGAGCCCACGACACAGACGCGUGGCGAACUGGAAACCGAAGAGGAAGAGACACCCGCCGAUGCAGAGGACCCUGAGGAAGCCGAGAAGCGCGAAGAGAAGCCGGAGCAGCACACACAGUCGCAGGACAAGUCCAGCAAGGAGGAGAAUGUGCAGUCUGUGCCGGAGACCGAGAAGAGCAGUUCCGCGGAUCAGGUGCAGCAGCCGCAGGAUCAGGAUGUCAAGCAGGAGCAGAAAAUGGACGAGCAGGAAACGGGCGAGGAGAAGGAUGGCGUUGGCCAGGCCGAGAACGAUACCAAUGAUGGCGGCCACCAGGGCGUAGCCGAGACCCAGGAGACUGUGUCCCAGGAGGAGCGCAAGAACGAGAAGCAGACGCAGGAGAAGCGCAAGCAGGGACGCACCAACGAGGAGCGCACUCUGGGUGAAGCGGAGAAGAAUAAAUUGAAGCAACUGAAGACCAUUGACCAGAUGCAGGAGCCCAAAGAAACGGAAGAGUCCGAACAGCAGCAGCAGCAGCCGGAGGAAACAGAUCCGGCCGAGGCAGAGGAGUACCAGCACGUCAAGGACCCAAAGAACAGUGACAAGACAACGCUGGACAAUGCCACCGAAGAGCAAUCGAAGAAGAUUCAGCACCAAGAGGAGGAUGAGGCGCCCGCUGAAGAGACUGAAGCGGAGAAUGCCGAUGAAUUGAUGGACACCGAAGAGCCAGCACCCGAUCAGGAGGAGGACACACAGCUCGAGCAGCUGGGGGCUGAGAAGACGGAACAAAAGUCCGACAAACCCUCCAAAACGGAGCAGUCGAAGGAACGACUGGAGACACCCGAUGGCAUGGAGAUCGAGGGAGAGGUGGUCCCCACAAUGACAGUGCCACGCAGUGCAGAGACGACGGCGCACAGCAACAUCGAACUACUGAUGGACAAGAGCGCACAGGCGGAGGAGCUAAGCACGGGCCAGCAGAUGGAACUGCGACAGAUGUACCAGCAACAGUUGACCACAUUCCGCGGCACGCAGCCGCAGCACGAGGACUACGAGAACUGGCAGAGCAUAUCCAGUCGCAUGACCCAGAACGCUCGCGAGCUCUGCGAGCAGCUGCGCCUCAUAUUGGAGCCCACAAAGUGCACGCGACUGAAGGGCGACUAUCGCACCGGGCGACGCAUCAACAUGAAGAAGAUCAUUCCCUACAUAGCCUCACAGUUCCGCAAGGACAAGAUCUGGCUGCGACGCACCAAGCCGGCGCAGCGCGACUACAAGAUCACGAUUGCCAUUGACGAUUCCAAGUCGAUGCACCACAACAAUUCCAAGACGCUGACCCUGGAGGCCAUCUCACUGGUCUCGCAGGCCCUGACGCUGCUGGAGAGCGGCCGCCUGAGCAUUGUCUCGUUCGGCGAGGCGCCCCAGAUCAUCCUCAACCACACGGAACAGUUUGAUGGUCCGCGUUUGGUGAACGCCCUAAACUUUUCCCAGGACAAGACAAAAAUUGCCGGACUGCUGGACUUUAUGCGCACUGCAAACGCGGAGGAGAGCGGCCUGGGCGGAGACAAUGGUCUGUUUGAGAAUCUGCUGCUCAUCCUCAGCGAUGGCCGCAACAUAUUCAGCGAGGGCGCCCAGAAGGUGAAGAGUGCCAUCAAACUGGCGCGACUGCAGCGCAUCUUUCUCGUGUACAUUAUCAUUGACAAUCCCGAUAAUAAGAACUCAAUACUGGACAUACAGCAUGUGGCGGUGAACGCGGAUGGUUCGGUGAACAUCAGCUCGUAUCUGGACAGUUUUCCGUUCCCCUACUACGUGAUUGUCAGGGAUCUGAACCAGCUGCCGCUGGUGCUCAGCGAAGCCAUGCGGCAGUGGUUCGAGCUGGUGAACAGCGAGUGAACAUAGCAAUACAAAAUUACAGAUUGGUCUGUACAGCACUGCAGCACUGUAUCAUGAAGAUACGAGUUAUGAUUUCCAUUAUUGACACGUUUUUUAUGAAUAGGUUUAAGUAGAAAUGUUACGAGUUUAUCUGUAGAUGGAUUAGCUUUAUGAAUGGCCGGCCAGACUAGCGUAGUUUUAAGUGCACAUGUUCCCUACCAUUAUUAUUACCCUGUAAUAAAACCUUUCUUGAGAUA
Messenger RNA from Drosophila obscura, 17062 nucleotides. Its product is annotated as midasin. Gene Ontology annotation, biological process: ribosomal large subunit assembly; rRNA processing. The record is from RefSeq and is a predicted model, not a curated record. Gene Ontology annotation, cellular component: nucleus; preribosome, large subunit precursor. Gene Ontology annotation, molecular function: ATP hydrolysis activity; ATP binding; protein binding. The coding region runs from base 129 to 16826 and encodes 5565 amino acids. Lineage: Eukaryota; Metazoa; Arthropoda; Insecta; Diptera; Drosophilidae. The transcript has 13 exons.